Molecule: messenger RNA, 592 nt
Organism: Nilaparvata lugens (brown planthopper)
Lineage: Eukaryota; Metazoa; Arthropoda; Insecta; Hemiptera; Delphacidae
Product: selenoprotein M
Exons: 4
Coding region: 150-518 (122 amino acids)
Cellular component (GO): endoplasmic reticulum lumen
Molecular function (GO): oxidoreductase activity
Source: RefSeq, a predicted model, not a curated record
AGCUGUUCGUGUUCAUUCUUCAUCUUCAUGUUUACUUGUACAGUUAGCAGAGGAAGCAGACGUAAUUUGUGAACACUUGUAUUAUUAUUAUUUUAUGUAUUUAGUUUUCAACUGUUUUCUUGUUUGCGGUGAUAAUACAAAUACUAAUCAUGUGGAAUCCAAUCAAGUAUUCAAUUCUGUUAUCUUUCUAUGUUAUUGCGAUGGCUGACGUUGAUAUUGAUAACAAAUUGAAACCCUUCAGAGCUGAAGUUCAGAGCUGCAAAGGAUGUGCGUUGAACAGACUACCAGAAGUCAAGUCAUUUAUAUACCUUGAUCUUCCUAAAUAUCCAGAUGUUACCUUCAAACCAAUCGUAGGAGCAAAUCCUGAUCUGGUAUUAUUUAACAGCGAUGAUACAGAAAUCGAAAGGAUUGACUUGAAACCAUUCACCAAGGCACAGUGCAAUGACCUUCUGGAGUCCUAUGGCUAUAAAAUGAAGCAAAGUAUUGAUGAGUUUACGGGACAAAAGCAAGAACUGUAAGAAUGUCACAAAGUUCCUGUAAACUGAUUUCCUCCACUUUGUACAAAUAAAUUAUACAUUUUUACUCUUGUCAA